AUGGCAAAACCCGAUCAAACUACAGAUCCGGUUCGGGCCAACAAAAACCAGCCUCCAUUGUACAGAGGAGUCCGAAUGCGUAGCUGGGGCAAAUGGGUAUCAGAAAUACGACAACCAAGAAAAAAGUCACGUAUUUGGCUAGGCACAUUCUCUACGCCAGAAAUGGCUGCUAGAGCUCAUGACGUGGCGGCGUUAUCCAUCAAAGGAAACGCCGCUAUUCUCAACUUUCCUCAACUUAAAGACUUGUUGCCACGCCCGGCUUCUAUAUCUCCACGUGACGUACAAGCUGCGGCUGCUAAAGCGGCCAAAAUGCAAGAAUUUAGCAUGGAGCAAACUCGACCGUGUCGUCUUGAUGAACAUAAUAAGAAUGAUUCUAGCACUAGCAACUCGGAUGAGCUUGAUGAGAUCAUCGAGUUGCCGAGUUUAGAGGGGUGUUUGGAUCACUCACCCGGAUCGUUGAUGAUGAUUGACUCGAUUGAUGGAUGGAUGUACGGUUCUACGUGGAUGGUUGCUGAUGAUCAACAUCAUAUGGAUGGUUUCACUGGAGAUCGAUUAUGGUGAUCAAGUGGCCAAAGGGCCAGGUUUUUGAAGCCAGCUAAGCUAGCUUAUUAUAUAUAUUAAUAUUAAUUUGGGAUUGUUUUUUGAUUAAUUAGUUGGUUAGCUAGUGAUCAUAUACGGAGUAUAUCAUUAUGGCGCGCUGUAUUUGACAUGAAUUGACAUUACCUAUG
This is a messenger RNA of Erigeron canadensis, 728 nucleotides long. RefSeq names its product dehydration-responsive element-binding protein 3-like. The coding region runs from base 1 to 561 and encodes 186 amino acids. Gene Ontology annotation, molecular function: DNA-binding transcription factor activity; DNA binding. Lineage: Eukaryota; Viridiplantae; Streptophyta; Magnoliopsida; Asterales; Asteraceae. The record is from RefSeq and is a predicted model, not a curated record. The transcript has a single exon. Gene Ontology annotation, biological process: regulation of DNA-templated transcription.